GAAGAGGAUCCAUCCCAUUUGCUAUCAGGGGUGUGGCCAGAGGGGGAACUUUUUUUAAAAAAAGGAAUAAGCACCAGAGAGGUGAAAGCUAGCAUUGCCAUUUAUCUGAAAGCAGAAACCAACCAGGACACCGAGACCGACUAGGAAAUUUAGAAACACAUCCAUACGAGUUGCAGUUCUCAUCCUGAGGAUAUGGAUUUUUUCUUGAUCAGCUUUGUCUUUCUUUUAACAGUGCCUCACAUUUCUGGCCUCCAGUGCUAUUCUUGCGACGGAGAUACAGACUGCGUGGAAACAGAGAUCUGUGAAGAGCAUCAAGAACAAUGCAGCACUACCAUCAUGACUGUAUUAUCCCGACCAAAAAUCUCCACCUACUUCCUGAAGGGCUGUGACGUGAGUGGGAAGCCAAACAAUUCAAUUUCUCAUUUGUCCGGCAACCAAGCCGUAUUUCUGACCGAGGAAUACUGCGACACCGAGCUUUGCAAUGCGAGAUCACCAAAUGUAGUGGAUGUUCUCAUAGCUCGAGGUCGUCAGAGAAACAUCAUGGAAUGCUAUUCCUGUACCACAGCAGAUAAGACCUGUUACAACUCCAGACUGGAAUUAAUGAAGUGUGCCCGGCUUGAGGAAGACUGUGUGGACAUCACAUCUUUUACUACAGAGUUUCCUGCGGGUGAACAGCGCAUCAAGGGCUGCGGUCAACUUUCCCACUGCCAAGAUUCAGAGCCACUGGGGUUCCACAACCAGAACAGUUUCCACCUUAUAAAGUGCUGCAACUCCAGCCGGUGCAACAGUGAUAUGCAAGACUACAAGGAUGCCCCACUGCCCCUGAAUGGAGUGACAUGCUUCAGUUGCGAGGGGAAUGCCACCCACGGUUGCUCCCCGGAUGCUGUCUCCAAGAUACAAUGCCAGGGUCCCAUGACCCAGUGUUUAGAAGCAUCUGGAAUCCAUGGCAUCUCAGGAGAGAACUCAGUUGUCAAAGGUUGUGCAUCCCCAUCUUGGUGUGAGAGUCCUUACACUACUGUCCACAAGAACUUGGGUGCCAUACACAGCCGCUGCUGCUCUGGUAACCUCUGCAAUAACUGGAUCAUUAAUGGGACACUGAAGCCAUCACCAAGGAGCCAAGCUACACACACAGUCCAAGCCCAACAGACUUUGCUCUCAACAGUUCUACUGCUCUGUGUUACCUUCCUUCUCUGCUCAGGGAGCUCUUGACCUCUGGUGAUAAAUCAGGACUGAAUCAUAGCCAUGGACUUAGCUGGACUCAGACUUGAGACUUCUCCCCAUAAUCCCUUGUACGAACAUGCAGCUGUGAAAAACCAUGGGAUAUAACAAAGGAGAUCCUCUGAGUAUAUGAAGAGCAUAUUCUUCACUUCAUUGGGGAUUUGUGGCCAUGCAGAAGGCCGUGGGGAAAAGAGCACAGCUUGCCAGUAACAUACAAUUACUAAUUACUGCCCCAAGUCAUAAAAUCACAUUUCAAAAGUCGCAUGACAAGUCAGAGUGUAUUGGCAUAAUGAGCCACGAUUUCCUGUUAUAUGCAAAAGUCAUCUUUUUGGGAGGAAGUAUUUUGAUGCAUAUUUUUAAAGUUAAAAAUGUUAUGUCAUUGUUAUUCUUAAGUAUGGCCUUCAAUGGCUUGCCGGGGAAACUUUCAGUUAGCUGACUAAGGUGUUCAUCUCUAUCCACGAUAUUAAUUCAAGAUGUCAGAUAGUGAACAUGAGAACAGAAACUACCACUAAGCCUUCCUCAUGUGCUGGAGUUAGGAGUGCAGGAUCUCAAUCAAAGUGGGGAAAGUUUUGAAAUACAUUUUUGACUUGAGAAAACAUCUCUCUCUGCUUAGUCCUUUCCUGGAAGUUGACCAUAGAAUUGCACUAGGGGACCUAGAGAUUCUUAGGGCCUUUCCGCAUAGCCCUAUAUCCCAGAAUAUCAUGGCAGAAAAUCCCACAUCUGUUCACAACUGGGUUAUCUGAGUCCACACUCAGAUAACGUGGGGUUUUCUCCCUUGAUAUUCUGGGAUAUAGGGCUGUGUGGAAGGGCCCUUAGAGGAGAAUUCUCUAUCCAAUGGCUGCUUAAAUAUGUUCUCCCUAGGAAUGUCCUGGCCAUCCAGCAUGACCCUAUUAUUAUUUUCCAGCAAGUGUUGACCAUAGAGCACACUGGAGGACCUAGACAUUCCUAAAGAGAACCUUUUCAUCCAAUCUGCAAAUAAUCAAUUCCAUAAAAGUGAAAUCUACAAAUAUGGAGAGCCAACUAUUUAUAGCUCCUUUAAAGAUGAAAUUAGAAUGAGGACAUUUACUUUCCUACUACCAUGAGAGUCAGUGGCUACUUAUCUGGAAGUUACAGAAUUAAGGCGGAGAUACUGAGCAACUCCCUAUCUAGAUACAACUUUUGGCAUCUUCUUUUUAAAAAAAACUGCUGAAAAAGAUAUCCAAAACACAAACAGGCUGCAAUAUUAUUUAUUCUUAUCUAUUUGCUAAGAAGGGUUGUUUUGCAAAAACAUCACUACCAAGAAAGAUUUUUCCAAAUGGUCUUGUAAUGUCUGAGUACUGCCUAGGCAACAUAUCCUAUCUGAUCCUGCCUAAGAAGGAUCAGCCCUGGUUAGUUAUGUGGAUGGAAGUCCAUCAACAAAUGCCAGAUAUUCUGGGCUACAUUUCAGGGGAAGGAACUUGCAAUCCACUCCAGGUAAACAAAAAGAUCCUGCCAAGAAACUCCUUUAACAUCCACUUAUGUUCUGAUGCCCCAAGGUUUGAUGAGAUGCCCUUUUUUUGGAGUAUUUUAUAUAUGAGCCUUAUUUAUGUUAAUAAACUAUUUUUUAUAAUAUUGAAAAUAAACUCUAUUGAAUGUG
This is a messenger RNA of Anolis sagrei ordinatus, 2833 nucleotides long. The record is from RefSeq and is a predicted model, not a curated record. NCBI's taxonomy places the organism in Eukaryota, Metazoa, Chordata, Lepidosauria, Squamata, Anolidae.